CUGUUCUUAUUUCAAAUUGACAUAAUCCUGAUCUUGGUUAGGAUUUGGAUAAUUAUGUAAUUAAUUCCCUUGAUAAAUAAUUUAUUUAUUUUAUCAUUGAGAAGAGAAGCCCCUUUAUUACCAUGAAAAGGCCAUAGCAUAUCCAACAACAAUCGUGACAAAUAUCUCUCUCAUUACAUGUUCCAUCUUAAUCUUGGCUUCUCAUUACUGUCUUCUUAACUCCACACUUUAUAGCUUUUGUUGCUGAAAUCAUGAAAACCGUUAGACAUAAAUCAAAGGGUCCUUAGUACUAUUGUAUGAUAUCUCUCAUAUGAUCAACCAUUCAUAUCUCAGAUUCCACUGUGAUAUAUGCUUAAAAAUGGAAACAGGUGGAGUUGAUAGUAGUAUAUUGUCAUUGACUAUGAUGGAAGAGGCUGAACAUCAUCACCAUCAGUUUUCUUCAAUCUCAAAGCUACUCAACAAUGCUCCCACCACUACCAGUGUCCAUGAUCUUCUUGAAUGUCCGGUUUGCACCAAUUCAAUGUACCCUCCAAUCCAUCAGUGUCACAAUGGACAUACCCUUUGUUCAAAUUGUAAGACAAGGGUACACAACAGAUGUCCAACUUGCAGGCAAGAGCUAGGCGAUAUAAGGUGUUUAGCAUUGGAGAAAAUAGCAGAAUCACUUGAAUUUCCUUGUAGAUACAUAUCUCUUGGUUGUUCAGAGAUAUUUCCAUAUUUUAGCAAACUCAAACAUGAGUCUAUCUGUACCUUUAGACCAUACAAUUGCCCUUAUGCUGGAUCAGACUGUUCUGUUGUUGGAAAUAUUCCAUACCUUGUUGCCCAUUUAAGGGAUGACCAUGGGGUUGAUAUGCAUUCUGGAUGCACUUUUAACCAUCGUUAUGUCAAAUCAAAUCCUACGGAAGUAGAAAAUGCUACUUGGAUGCUAACGGUUUUCCAUUGUUUUGGUCAAUAUUUUUGUCUCCAUUUUGAAGCAUUCCAGCUUGAAACGUCACCUGUUUACAUGGCGUUUCUUCGAUUCAUGGGUGAUGACAGAGACGCCAAGAACUACAGCUACAGCUUAGAAGUGGGAGGAAAUGGACGUAAACUAACAUUUGAAGGGAGUCCAAGAAGCAUUAGAGAUAGUCACAAGAAAGUGAAGGAUAGUCAUGACGGCCUAAUCAUAUACCGUAACAUGGCACUUUUCUUCUCAGGUGGGGAUAGAAAAGAGUUGAAACUAAGAGUAACAGGAAGGAUAUGGAAAGAGCAGCAAAACUCUGAAUGCACACCCAACAUGUGUAGCUAGGUUGUGCUAUUUCUUAUUGUAGAUUACUAGAUUUUGGAAAGUCUUAUCUAGUUAUCUUGGUGUAUGUUUUGUUAAUGGUUAUGGAGGUUUCAAUUUACAAAACACACUUCCCUUCUCAUGCCACUUUUCAUUUCGUGUUCAUAACAAGUAAUACAAGCAAGAAUCUUUACUUCUACA
Medicago truncatula (barrel medic) is the source of this 1459-nucleotide messenger RNA. RefSeq names its product E3 ubiquitin-protein ligase SINAT5. Gene Ontology annotation, cellular component: cytoplasm. Gene Ontology annotation, biological process: ubiquitin-dependent protein catabolic process; multicellular organism development. The record is from RefSeq and is a predicted model, not a curated record. Gene Ontology annotation, molecular function: zinc ion binding; protein binding; ubiquitin protein ligase activity. Lineage: Eukaryota; Viridiplantae; Streptophyta; Magnoliopsida; Fabales; Fabaceae. Bases 311 to 1282 code for a protein of 323 amino acids. The transcript has 3 exons.